This is a messenger RNA of Cavenderia fasciculata, 2262 nucleotides long. RefSeq lists its product as uncharacterized. Gene Ontology annotation, molecular function: nucleic acid binding; zinc ion binding. Lineage: Eukaryota; Evosea; Eumycetozoa; Acytosteliales; Cavenderiaceae. Bases 1 to 2262 code for a protein of 753 amino acids. The record is from RefSeq and is a predicted model, not a curated record. The transcript is spliced from 3 exons.
AUGGGAGCAAACAAGUGCGAAAUUGUAAUACUAUCGGAUGAAGAUGAUUACAUUUCUUUAAAACAACAACCUAUAUCUAGUAUUAUCUCCAAUAAUAAUAAUAAUAGUAAUAAUAGUAAUAGUAAUAGUAAUAGUAACAACACAACUAAAUUACCACAAUUCAUAUCAGAGUAUAGUAAACCACAAACAACGACAUCAACCACUUCAACAACCAUAAGACAAAUUUAUAAUAUAGAUGAAAGUGAUGAUCAAGACGAUCACGACAAUGACAAAGACGAAUUAAAUUUGAAUGAUUUAGAUACAUCAACUAUAAACAACAAAAAUGAUGAUGAUGAUGAUGAAGAAGAUGAAAUAUCUACAACGUUGUCAUCCCCACCACAACAACAUAGAGCAAAUAGAUUAGUAGACAGUUUAAAUCAAAGUACCGAUGCUAUUAGUAGUCUUAGUACAACUGAUUGGAAACUACUUAAAGAAUAUUAUGACAAUUAUUUGGAUGAAGAAGAUACCGAGUACAAUGGAGGAUCGAUGGGACGUGAUGAAAGUGAUUUGUUACAUCUCAAAGCUACAUUGGGUGAACUCGACAAUGAAAAAGUGAUCAAACAAACAAAAUCUGACAAAGCAACCAAUCUACUUUACCAUUUAACCGAUGUCUAUACCGAUGUAGCACCUGCCAUUGAAACUAUAACACAUCAAUUACAAUUAUCUGUCAAUGGUCAACCAACUAUAAAUAAUUCUCAUUUUAAUAGUAAAAGAUAUUAUACAGGAGAUACACCAAUACAAUGUAGUAAUUGUGGUGAUCGUGAUCAUUAUGGAUUUGAAUGUAGAGUUCCAAACAAGAGACCAUGUUAUAGAUGUGGAGAAUUUGGUCAUUUUACAGAGGAAUGUCAAGUAUUUCUUUGUUUCAAGUGUGGUUCUUAUGGACAUUAUCCAAGAAUGUGUGUUGGAAAGAAUUUAUGGUAUUUGGAAAACUCUAGAUUGUUUCAUGAGAUGUUUGGAGUGAUCAAACAGUUGAGAGCUGAUAGAGCCGACAGAUCAGCUGAAACUCUCCAUGAACGUAGUCAAAAGAACAAGAGACACCAACAACGAGAGAUCCAAAAGAGUGCAGAUCGAUCAAAGAAAAAAGAUGCUAGGGAUAAACAAAACCAAGAUCGUUUGGAAAGAUUCUCUCGUCAACAACAACAAUUUCACAGGGACUAUGAUGACAAUAAUAAUAAUAAUCAUAAUAGACAUGGUAGAGAAAGAGAUGUUGAUUAUAACAAUAAUAACAAUAGAAAUAAUCAACAAAGAGAUUAUCAACAACGUGAUUCAAGAUAUAAUAAUAAUAGUAGAGAUUCAAGAUAUAAUAAUGACAACAAUAGAGAUUCAAGAUAUAAUGAUAAUAAUAAUAAUAAUAAUAAUUAUAGAGAAACAUUUAAUAAUAAUAACAAAAGAGAAAGAGAUUAUAGAGAUAAUAAUAGAGAUAAUAAUAAUAAUUACCAAAAUGAUUCUCGUACUUAUGGAGAAAAGAGAACAAAACGGUAUGAUGUUGACAAUGAUGCAGAAUGUUUUGAGAGUAGAAGAGAAAGAGAUAUGGAACAUGAUUAUAAUCGUCAUGAUGAUCAUCAUCAUCACCAACAUCAACACCGUCGUGAUGACUAUGCAGCAUCACAAAAUACCAAUUCAAAGAGUUAUUGGAAACAAAUUGAAAAGGAACGUGAAAGACAAUACCAAGAGGACCAAAAAAGAGAAAAACAAAGACAAAAAGAAAGAGAAAACAAUGAUAGAAAUAGUCAAAAGAAAAGAGAAAGAGAAAGAGAUGAUUCAGAUGAUGAUGAUAAUGAUGAUGAUUUAAAUUUUAAUAUUACUUAUAAUAAUAAUAAGAGAAAUCAAAAUCAAAAUCAAAAUAAUAGAUCAAAUAAUAAUAAUAAUAAUAACUCAAAGAAAAAUAAUAAUAAUAGAAGAGAAAGAGAUAGAGAUGAUAAUGAUAAAAAUGAUGGCCCAAAUUAUGAAGAUGAUAUAAAUUAUGAUUAUGAACCUGAAGAAGAUUACAAAAAUAAUAAUAAUAAUUUUAAUUUUUCUGGACAGAAUGGAAAAUUUAAAAAGUAUGAUAAAAGAAAUAAGAAUAAUAGUAAUAGUUUUAAACAAAAUAAUGGUAAACAUGGUGGAGGUAGUAAAAAUAACAGUCAUGGUAAUGGAAAUGGUAAAAUCAAAAUCAAGAAAUCUCAAGCAAAGGAUCAAUUUUUAAAAAAGGAUAAAAAGAAGAAUAAACCAAGGAAAGCAUAA